Acanthosepion pharaonis is the source of this 912-nucleotide messenger RNA. Lineage: Eukaryota; Metazoa; Mollusca; Cephalopoda; Sepiida; Sepiidae. The record is from the annotation of a GenBank genome assembly.
AUGUUCCCUUCUUCUUUUUUUUUUGAUUUUUUCAAUUCUUUUUUCUUUCUUUUUUUCUUUUUUUUCUUUUUUUUCUUUCUUUCUUUCAUUCUUUCUUUCUUUCUUUCUUUCUUUCUUAUAAACCUUCACUCUUCAAUUCUUUUGUCUUGUCUUUUCUUUCUUUCUUUCUUUCUUUCUUUCUUUCUUUCUUUCUUUCUUUCUUUCUUUGUUUCUUCCUUUCUUCUUAACUCUCUCUCUUUCUUCUUUCGGAUAAGAAUUUCUUCUUCACUGUUGUCUUCUCUUUUCUUUCUUUCUUUCUUUCUUUCUUUCUUUCUUUCUUUCUUUCCAUUAGUGUUAUUUCACUUUACAUUUAUCUAUUUCUUUCUUAUUUUUUCAUUUUAUUUCUCGAUUAGUUUAGUUUGUUUCGUUAUUUCUUUCUCUAUUUCUAUUUUUCUUUUUUCCUUUUGUUUUUCUUUCUUUCUAUUUGUCUUUCUGUUUUCCUUUUUCUCAUUUUCUAUUUUACUUUCUUUUUUUUUCUUAUUCGUUCUUCUAUUUUCCUUUCCGUUAUUCUUUUUCUCUCUUUCUAUUUUUCUGUUUUCUCUCUUUCUAUUUUACUUUCUCUUUUCUUAUUCUUUAUUUCUAUUUUUCCUUCUGUUUUUCUUUUUCUUUCUUUCUAUUUUUCUUUGGGUUUUUCUAUUUUUCUCUCAUUCUGUUUUUCUUUGUUUUUCUUUGUUGUUUCUUUCUAUUUAUUUUUAUUUUUUCUUUUUCUCUUUCUAUUCUCGUUUACCAAUAUUUCAUCUCUCUCUCUCUCUUUACAUUUAUUGUCCUUUUUAUUCGGUCUUUUUCCUCUCAUUUUUUGCCGUCCUUUUAUUUCCUUCAUACUUAUCAUUUUCGCUUAUUUUUUUCUGUUCUUUUAAACACCUAAACCUCUAG